Messenger RNA from Equus quagga, 3196 nucleotides. RefSeq names its product fatty acid desaturase 3 (gene FADS3). The coding region runs from base 16 to 1365 and encodes 449 amino acids. The transcript is spliced from 12 exons. The record is from RefSeq and is a predicted model, not a curated record. NCBI's taxonomy places the organism in Eukaryota, Metazoa, Chordata, Mammalia, Perissodactyla, Equidae. Gene Ontology annotation, molecular function: oxidoreductase activity, acting on paired donors, with oxidation of a pair of donors resulting in the reduction of molecular oxygen to two molecules of water. Gene Ontology annotation, cellular component: membrane. Gene Ontology annotation, biological process: lipid metabolic process.
CUGCUGCACGCAGCCAUGGGUGGCGUCGGGGAGGCUGAUGGGGGGCCAGGGCCGCAUGAGGGGCCCGCGCAGCUGGGGGCGCCGCUGCCCACCCUCCGCUGGGAGCAGAUCCGUUCGCACAACCUGCCCGGCGACAAGUGGCUGGUCAUCGAGCGUCGCGUCUACGACAUCAGCCGCUGGGCGCAGCGGCACCCGGGGGGCAGCCGCCUCAUCGGCCACUACGGCGCCAAGGAUGCCACCGAUGUCUUCCACGCCUUCCACCAGGACCUCAAUUUUGUACGCAAGUUCCUGCAGCCCCUGCUGAUUGGAGAGCUGGCCCCAGAGGAGCCCAGCAGUGAUGGACCCAAGAAUACCGAGCUCAUCGAGGACUUCCGAGCCCUGCGCCAGGCGGCCAAGGACAUGAAGCUGUUUGAGACCAAGCCAGCCUACUUCGGUUUCAUGAUAGGCUUCAUCCUGGCCGUGGAGCUGCUCUCCUGGCUCACUGUCUGCCUCUUGAGCCCUGGCUGGCUGUCCAGCAUCCUCACCACCUUCUUCCUGGCAUCCUCCCAGAUGCAGUGCUGGUGUCUGCAGCAUGACCUGGGCCACACCUCGGUCUUCAGGAAGUCCCGGUGGGACCACUUGACCCAGCAGUUUGUGAUGGGGCAUCUGAAGGGCUUCUCUACCCAGUGGUGGAACUUCCGCCAUAACCAGCACCACGCCAAGACCAACGUCCUCCACAAAGACCCAGAUGUGACCCUGGCUCCCAUCUUCGUCCUAGGGGAGUUGUCCACCGAGUACGGCAAGAAGAAGCACAAAUUCCUCCCCUAUAACUACCAGCACCUGUACUUCUUCCUGGUCGGCCCCAUUUUCAUCACCCUGGUGAACUUUAAGGUGGAAAGUCUGGUGUACAUACUGACAUACCGGCACUGGGCGGACUUGCUCUGGGCCACCAGCUUCUACUUCCGCCUCUUUUUGUCCUACAUCCCCUUCUAUGGCGUUUCUGGGGCUGUGAUCCUCUAUGUGGUUGUCAGGGUCCUGGAGAGCCAGUGGUUCGUGUGGGUCACGCAGGUAAACCACAUCCCCAGGGAGAUUGGCCGUGACAAGCACCGAGACUGGAUCACCUUGCAGCUGCUAGCCACCUGCAACGUGGAGUCCUCGCUCUUCCUCGACUGGUUCACCGGGCACCUCAACUUCCAGAUCGAGCACCACCUCUUCCCCACGAUGCCGAGAUACAACUACCACAAGGUGGCCCCACUGGUCAAGGCGCUAUGCGCCAAGCAUGGCCUCAGGUACGAGGUGAAGUCCGUUCCCACCGCCCUAGUAGACAUCAUUAGGACCCUGAAGAAGUCAGGCAACGUCUGGUUGGAAGCCUACCUCCACCAGUGAAGGCAGCACCGAGGGCCCCACAGCCACCACGCCGGCCCAGGCAGGCUCAACAUCACCCCCACCCUCCUGCCUGGGGGGGGCCCUGCCACCGUCCCGUCCUCGUUUCUGCUGUCUUCCCCUCGGCCCCCUGGCCUGUCUGCUUGGCAGCCCUAAGGCCGUGGCUCUCGGCCCAACAGGACCAGGGGGCGGGGGAAUAGUACAUAAAGCCACAUGGUGAGCAUGGCAGGUUUUCCUAGAGCAAAAUUUAGGGAAAACGGUUAUUUUUAUAUGAAACAAACCCAGAUAUAUUAUGAAGUAGAGUACUGAAUUUGCAGGAAUUUUGGAGCCGGAGUCUGCCCCAGACUCCCGGAGAGGAGUUCAGGCCCGUGGGCCCUCAGGGUGUUGGGGAGUAGGGUAAGAUGGUGGCUUUUGGGGUCCCCUCUGCUCUGGGUUGGGGAGCUGGCAGCUGGCCCGGGCUCGGAUCUGCCUGAGGGCCUGGCCACUUCCUGUUCUUCACCCACUCAUGCAACCCUGGGCAGGUCACACUGGGCUCACAUCACUUUACUCCUCUGCACCGUGGGACAGGGGCUGGUCCAGCAGGUGAGGGCCCAGGGCAGAAGGCCAUGUCUGCAGCCACCCCCAGAGCACAGGAGAGGGCAGCCCGUAUGUCCCAGCCAUGCACUGGCCUCCUCCUGCAGCCUGGGUGAUGAGGGGCCUCAGAGGCCCACGGGCAGUGGACCACCUGUCCAUCUCAGUACUGUACUUGGCAUCUCACUGGUAGGGCUGCAGCCUGACUGUGCUCAGUGUCCCACAGGAGGUGACACCGCAUCUCCCCGGUGCCCACCUGGGGCCAGGUGCUUGCCUGCGGUUGCUUCAGGGAAUAAGCUGGACCCCUGAGAUGUGCCCCUUUCUGUCCCUGGAGUCGAGCGGCGUCCGGGGGCUCGCUGCGGCUGGCUGGUGUCCUUGGGCAGGUCGCUGUCCUUCACCCGACCUCGGGCUUCUCAUCUGGAAUUGGGUGUGGGUAGCGUGGGCUUGUGGUUUUCAGACAGUUCUGGGGAGAGGUUGGAGUUGCCUCUUGGGGUUUCUGGAAGGUGGGAAGAAGGGAGAGCUGGGCGGCUGGCCCCCUCCACUCCCAGCGACCACGUACUUCAGCAGCUCCAGGCUCAGCUGGAGGUUUCAGCUGAAGAAGUGUCAGCAGCUUAAAAAAAAACUUGAAAUACAGAGCUAGGGUUUCUCUGAGGCCCUUUCUGGAGAGGAAGCUGGAGUCUCCCCACCGGCUGCAGGAUUGCCCCCCACCCUUUGUCAGGGCUCCUGUUGUCCUGGACUGGGUUCCCUUCAGGCGGUGGACGGGCCACAGAGCCUGCUGCAAUUCUGGUUCCCUCCUUCCCCGGAGCCCCAGCCCCACCCCGAUCCACUCCACAGGGCUUCGAUCCCCUCUUCUCUGGAGUCAGGCAGGCCUGGGGGGCUGGUCCUGCCUCUGCCAGGACUCAAGGCUGUGUGACCUUGGGGAAGUUAUUCAGUCUCUCUGGUAGUGUGACCUCCUAGGGUGAUGGAAGAUGGAAGGGAUGCUAUGUGGAAGGCUCUUUGCAUAGGGCCCAGCAACAGGGCUCCGAAAUGGAAGAUAAACACACACACAGAUAAGGUGAACAGAUUAGUGGUUACUAGAGGAGAAGGGGGUGGGGGGAGGACAAAAUGGGUAAAGGGGCGCAUAUGCAUGGUGACGGAUAAAAACUAAACUAUUGGUGGUGGAAACGAUGCAGUCUAUACAGAAACUGAAGUAUAAUGUACACUUGAAAUGUACACAGUGUUAAAAGCCAGUGAAAUCUCAAUUAAAAUAAAAUAAAAUAGCCAA